UUCCAAUUCUCUCGAGCUUUUUUAAACCACUUGUUGGGCCCUGAGCUCUGCAUCACCUCCGAUUAUUGCGGCAACGGCCGCCGAUUCGCUACUAGAAAGUUGGCUGCUGAGCCUCAUGAUCUUCUCUCAGGCAAAAGAUUCCUUCAACGAAUCGACGGCACCUCAAGAGGAAAGGGGGAGCUCUUACAGUACAGAAUUUCAGGAGCAAAGCAAUGAUGGAGAUGGUUCUCAUAGGACUUCGUUAGUUGCAGAUAUGAGUCUCUCGGUGAACGGACAGUAUCGAGUUCCCCCUGGGUUCAGGUUCCACCCCACUGAAGAGGAGCUCCUGCAUUACUACCUCAGAAAGAAGGUGGCGUAUGAGAAGAUCGAUCUCGACGUCAUCAGAGACGUGGAUCUCAACAAGCUUGAGCCAUGGGACAUUCAAGAAAAAUGUAGGAUAGGUACCACGCCACAAAACGACUGGUACUUCUUUAGUCACAAGGAUAAGAAGUAUCCGACUGGUACGCGCACUAACAGGGCAACGGCUGCUGGGUUUUGGAAGGCCACCGGCCGCGAUAAAGUGAUUUAUGCUAGUUUCAAGCGCAUAGGGAUGAGAAAAACACUGGUUUUCUACAAAGGUAGAGCCCCACAUGGCCAGAAAUCAGACUGGAUCAUGCACGAGUAUAGACUCGAUGAGCAGCCCGACUCAAACAAUUCUCAAAACAGUAAUGCCUCCGGGGAAAGCUCUCAAGAAGAAGGUUGGGUGGUAUGCCGAGUCUUUAAGAAAAAGAACCUCCACAAAACCCACGACCCACCUUCCCUGAACAACUCGGGCGACUUUUCGAACUUGAAUCCGAGCAACGACCCUGCUCUCGACCAAAUUCUUCAAUACAUGGGCCGAAGCCGAACUUGCAAGCAAGAAAACACCGAUGCCACCACUUCCUCUCAAUAUAACAACACCUGCUUCUCCUUAAUCCCCCAAAAGUUGAUGAACUUUGAAACCCCGCCCCUCCCUCCUCUCUCAAACGAUUUUAGACCACCCAACAUCAAGCGAAACUCUUCUUCUUGUUAUGCGCCCAUUGAAGACCAACAGGACUCCGACGAGCCCACCUCUGGCUCGUGCUACUCCAGCCAACUUAGCGACUGGGCAACCCUUGAUAGGCUCGUGGCCUCGCACCUUAACGGCCAAGAAGACGAGUCUAAGCAACUGGUGAGCUUUGGCGACCCUGGCAUGGGGAUUCCAUGUCCAACAGGCUUUCCAUUUUGCCCCUCUUCUGACCACGACCUCUCAUCCUUAACCCCCCUUAGGCCCGACACCAACAAUGGUGAUGGAACCCAACAUAACCAUAUCCAGAGCAAUCACGGCCGUUUAUUCAAUGGUGGCCAAGACUUCAACAGUGAUGUGGAUCUAUGGAGCUUUGCUAGACCAUCGGACUCGAGCCACAGCCGCGGCCACGCGUCGCUUCCAGGGUUCGCAUCAACUAUUGCCGAAGUCACUCAAAAAUUGUAAAAUAAAAUAAAAAGACUAGCUCUACUAUAUACUGUAUACUCUUGUUUUUUAAAUAAUGAUAUAAAUAUAUGUAACGGAAGUUAGCU
Molecule: messenger RNA, 1575 nt
Organism: Amborella trichopoda
Lineage: Eukaryota; Viridiplantae; Streptophyta; Magnoliopsida; Amborellales; Amborellaceae
Product: NAC domain-containing protein 43
Biological process (GO): regulation of DNA-templated transcription
Molecular function (GO): DNA binding
Source: RefSeq, a predicted model, not a curated record